AUGUCACGCCCCUACAAGCUAUUGAGAGGACUUCACAGAUCACAGACGCUAGAUGCGUCGUAUUACGACACACUCACGGAUUCGGAGCUCAUGGAACGCAACGAGGAUCAAGUUGUCCUCAAGUGGCUUGAGGGUGCCACCGAAAGAGGCACAAAGCGACAUGGAGAUGGAAGAAAAGCCAAAGGCCCUCACGAAAGGGUCCAAAAGGGAACAGAGCCGCUUUCCCUAAGGGACCUCUGUAACUCAAAGUUUACAAACCUCAAAUCCAAGAAAACAGACGGCGGGAAGCUGGACCACGGCGAAAGCACUCGUGAUCCAAACACCAUCAUCACGGCGUUUCCAGAUCGGUACCACCGUGGUGUCGAAGACACCCUCUUCGACACCAUCCGCCAGGGCGGCAUUCACUCAUACACAGACCCACACGAACUGAUAGAAGACAUACUUUUUGAGUCAGUGACCUUUCUAGAAGAGUUUCAAUACGCAGGUCUAGGUAUCCAUGUGCUUGAUAUCUUCGAUAGCUCCAUCGCCGAAUGUAGCCAGGAAGAAACCAAACGUUUCGAUGAAUUCAGCGAAUCGAUUGAUCCAGACGGCACCGUCGAUAAGACAUCGGACAUCACCGACGAGAUCAAGUUGAUCAGCAAAUGCAAAGACAUCCGUGACGAGUUACACCUGAUUCUUCGAAUCUUCGAGACGCAGCAAAACGUCGUCAAGAAGUUUUCUGAUCUCUUCUGGCCAAAGAAGGUGGCUCCCAAGCUGAAUCAGGCUUUCAUCGACGACUGCGGCGUCGGGCACCUGAUUGAACGCACCAAGUCCCUCGACGGACAUGCCAAUCGUACACUUCAAGCUCUUGACUAUCUUGUUCAGAUCAAGCAGGCUCAAAGUUCUCUGGAUGAGGCGCAAUCGGCUGGCCAACUGAACAAGGCAAUCUGGAUAUUCACACUAGUGACUGUUAUCUUUACCCCGCUUUCCUUUAUGACCAGCCUAUUUGCAAUCCCCUUCACCUACCACCCUCAGAACAGCGAGGGUGAAAUCAGAGUUGAAGAGAAAUGGUUUACCAACCGUAUGGCUAUCGGUGAAGGUGUCAGUGUGGCAGCUAUUGCCCUUGCGAUUUUGAUCAGCUUCACAGCGCCUUCUCCUAAACGCGCCAUUGCACGCCUCAAGUCCACUUGGAAAGAAACUGGUUGGGAAAAGAUUUGGCCGCGAAGCACAGACUCGGGUUCUUACCACGUCAAUCCACCCCAGCAUGGUCAAGACCAACGCUCUAUCAGGCACAAGCUUGCUAUCUUCCUCCCCAGGGAGAAAAUGGAGCCCAGAGGGGGCGGGGACAACGCCUAG
Messenger RNA from Fusarium vanettenii 77-13-4, 1335 nucleotides. RefSeq lists its product as uncharacterized. The record is from RefSeq and is a predicted model, not a curated record. Gene Ontology annotation, molecular function: metal ion transmembrane transporter activity. Gene Ontology annotation, cellular component: membrane. The transcript has 7 exons. Lineage: Eukaryota; Fungi; Ascomycota; Sordariomycetes; Hypocreales; Nectriaceae. The coding region runs from base 1 to 1335 and encodes 444 amino acids. Gene Ontology annotation, biological process: metal ion transport; transmembrane transport.